Molecule: messenger RNA, 2564 nt
Organism: Danaus plexippus (monarch butterfly)
Lineage: Eukaryota; Metazoa; Arthropoda; Insecta; Lepidoptera; Nymphalidae
Product: alpha-(1,3)-fucosyltransferase C-like
Exons: 2
Coding region: 117-1328 (403 amino acids)
Cellular component (GO): membrane
Molecular function (GO): alpha-(1->3)-fucosyltransferase activity
Source: RefSeq, a predicted model, not a curated record
AUCUAUUCUGUCAUAAUCGGCCUCACGUAUAUAGGUAAAAAAUUCGGACACGAUAGGAACGAAUCGUUACGAAUAACCGAUAAUAGAAGAUAAUAUCAGUAAUUUUACUAAGUUUGAUGCAACUGGUCGCAAGGACACACGCGAUGUUGACAAAAAUAUAUAGUGUUUUAAGAUUCAUUGGCUUAGGAAAGCUUGUUAUUUUGAUCGUAGUUAUAUACAUUUUGUCACUUAUACAAAUAUACAGUGCGAAAUUACGAGAAAUAAGGACAACCUCGCAUUACAUAUCGUACGUUAACAACAAAGAGAUAAAGUACAUACUCCAAUGGACUCGACGUUUCAGUGCGCCAUUCGACUUCAUGGGAGAAGGAAAUUCUGCGUUCAUCAAAAACGAAUGUGUGUACAACAAUUGUUUUGUGACAGACGACAACAAUUAUUUUUUGAAUCACUCUGAAUUCGACGCGAUCGCUUUUAAUGGACGCGAUGUUGAACAUCUUUGGCUUCUGCCGACGGAUCGCUCCCCAAAACAGAAAUACAUUUUCGGUGCAAUGGAAUCGCCCGACAAUUUCCCAGUCUGCAAUCCAAUUUAUGACGGUUUUUUCAAUUGGACUUGGACGUACAAAUUAGAUUCGGAUUUUCGUUUCGGCUAUAUCACUAUUUACGAUCUGAAUGGCACCGUUGUGGGUCCGUCUGUCAAUAUGAAGUGGCCGGAAAAGUUAGAUCCUAUCAGUGUUGAAUUGAAAAGGAGUUUGUCAAAAAAAAAGAAGGCAGCCGCCUGGUUUGUAUCGAAUUGUAAUUCCAAAGGCAGAAGAGAAAUGUUCGUGAAUUCCGUUCAACAAGAACUUAAAAAAUAUAGUCUGUCAAUAGACGUGUACGGUGCCUGUGGCACUUUCAGUUGUCCAAAGACUAAAGCUAAAGCGUGUUUUGAUUUAGUAAAAAGUGAUUAUUACUUUUACUUUUCUUUGGAGAAUUCUUUCUCCGAGGAUUACGUGACUGAGAAAUUGUUGACGGCUUUGAACAACAAUGCAAUACCAGUGGUGUUCGGCGCUGCAGAUUACACAAGAUUUCUGCCGCCCGGGAGCUAUCUGGACGGUUUGUUGUUGGGUCCAAGAGUUUUGGCAGAAAAAAUGAAUGAAAUAAUCACGAACAGAACAUUGUUCUACGACUAUUUCCGUUGGAGGAACCACUUCGUUUACAAGGAAACUUCGUCCAAAGAAGAUAUUUGUAAAUUGUGUGAGAUGUUGAACAACGAAGAGAAAGUUUCGGAAAUUAGUGAAUGGCCCGACUUUAGGAGGUGGUGGAACGGAGAGAGAUAUAGAGACAAUUGUUAAUAUUAUUUGUUAGUGUAAGUUUUAAAAUUGUACAUAAUCGUGCAUAAUUUUGUAAUUUAAUACUUCAUAUAAAUAUUCGUCCCAUUUGAAAUAAGGGCUCUUUUUCGAAUGCUCUUUUAAUAUUAUAUAUUUUUUACUAAAAUUCGAAUUAUAUUAGCCUAAAAUAUAGGUCUAUAAAAUGACCGAUACUUUCCUAAUUUAACUGCUAUCACCGGAAGCCCAAAAAAAAAACAAAUUUUGACAAAUUAAUAGUUUUAAUUGAAGAAGAUUCAUAACUUUAAACCGACUCAUAAAGUUAUAGAAAAUAAUUAUUGUUACUAUGAUUUUAACAUUCCACUUUUAACAUUCUUAUUGGUUAACUUAAAUCAACUGUGUGGGUAUUGUUCUCGAGACGACUGACAAUUGAUAAACUCACAGAACAAACGAAAGAUUCUGUGUGAUGCUUUGCUUUAAACACAGAAUGCUUAUUUUUAACUUAAAGUUUGGAAUAUCAACGCAAUUGUGCCGUGAGAACUGUCCGGACGCAAGUAACAGAUUUAACGUCAGUCAAACCGUACGAGGCUUAGUAUACGGAUAACGAAACACUUUAAAGUUGACAUUUUGAAACUAAGUUUUGCUACAUUUUAACCUUGUUAGUAUGACAUUUAUUUUUUGUUUUAUAAAGCAAUUUAAUAUAUAACAUAUGAUUCAUUUAAAAGAUAUAAAAUAUCUUUAAUUUAGAUACUAUACAUGUAUUUAAUUACACUCUGUACAUAUAACAUUAAUUUAGUUGACUUUAUAAGAUAUUUCCUCCGCCGUUUAGUUUUUAUUUUCUGAAUAAAAUCAAAAAUAACACAACUUAUAUUAAUAAUACAAAUGUUUGGGAUUACGUAUGGGUGUUUGUUGCUGUUUGACUCAAAAACUACUCGAUUGAUUUUUAUUAAACUUUACAUUAACAUAGCUUAGAUAUCGAAAUGAGAUAUAGACUAUAAUUUAUCCUUGUAUUCUAUAUUUUGUAUGAAAAACCGAGAUGCAGAUUAUAUAUGACUAAUGCUUUGAACCUAAUCUGAAGUUCACGUAGACAAAACCACGAGCAAAAACUAGUGAACCUUAAAUUAAACGCUUUUAAUAUAUUUAUAGUUUUACUGAUGCUUAUUAACCUUAUCUAAAAAUUCAAAAAAAUAAUAAUUUAUGUUAUUGGUAUAUAAUUAAUACAAUCUAAUCAAAAAUGUUGCAAACAUGAAAAUUAAAUAAUGG